AGGAGCGAGUGGCGGCGGCGGCGGCGGCGUGGGGAGUGGCGUGGAGCUGAGCCUGGGGCUGCUGCAGAGCGGGGCCCCCGGCGUAGAAAAACCCGGGGGCAAGAAAGGAAGGCCAGGCCGUGAAGUCACUGAGCAACCAUUCUCCUUGGAUUUGGGGGAGCCUUGCCCCCCACCUCGUCUUCAGACGCCCCCUCCUCAUCCCCCAGCCCCGGCCGCUGACGGGAGGAGGCGGCGGCGGGGGACUGAGGGGCGCCGCCAUGCCUCUCCCGCGGUGAAGCGCCCCGGCCUUAAGGAGCCUCUCGGUCUCCCCGGUGAUGUCCCCCAGGCGGCAGGCGACUCACUCGAGCCCUGGGCGAUGGCAGAGGAACAACAACAGCCGCCACCACAGCAGCCUGAUGCCCAUCAGCAGCUUCCCCCCAGCACCCCCAACUCGGGGGUGGCUCUGCCAGCCCUUGUGCCUGGGCUGCCAGGGACAGAGGCCAGCGCGCUGCAACACGAGAUCAAGAACUCCAUCUGCAAAACUGUACAAUCUAAAGUGGACUGCAUUUUGCAAGAAGUUGAGAAGUUUACAGACCUAGAGAAACUCUACCUCUACCUUCAGCUGCCUUCUGGUCUCAGCAAUGGAGAGAAAAGUGAUCAGAAUGCCAUGUCAUCUAGUCGGGCACAACAAAAGCAUGCCUUUUUCUGGAUUCGGAAUACUCUAGAGGAACAUCCUGAGACUUCACUGCCCAAACAGGAAGUCUAUGAUGAGUACAAGAGCUAUUGUGACAAUCUUGGUUACCACCCACUAAGUGCUGCUGACUUUGGAAAGAUUAUGAAAAAUGUCUUUCCAAACAUGAAGGCACGUCGCCUGGGCACAAGAGGCAAAUCUAAAUAUUGCUACAGUGGACUAAGAAAAAAAGCUUUUGUUCAUAUGCCAACACUGCCCAAUCUUGACUUUCACAAAACUGGAGAUGGGUUGGAAGGAGCUGAACCUUCUGGGCAGCUUCAAAAUAUUGACGAGGAAGUUAUUUCUUCUGCUUGCCGUCUUGUGUGUGAAUGGGCCCAGAAAGUGUUAAGCCAGCCAUUUGACACGGUCCUGGAAUUAGCCCGCUUCCUUGUAAAAAGUCAUUACAUCGGCACCAAGUCAAUGGCAGCUCUCACUGUAAUGGCAGCAGCACCACCAGGAAUUAAAGGAAUUACCCAGCCUUCUGCUUUUAUACCUACAGCUGAAAGUAAUUCCUUUCAGCCUCAAGUGAAGACUUUGCCAUCACCUAUUGAUGCUAAACAGCAAUUGCAACGGAAAAUCCAGAAGAAGCAGCAAGAACAGAAACUACAAUCUCCUUUGCCAGGAGAAUCCUCAGCAAAAAAAUCAGAAGGCACUACAACCAAUGGAGUGACUAGUCUUUCUAAUGGAAAUCCUGCAAUCCUUUCUCCUCAACCUAUUGGUAUCGUCGUGGCAGCUGUCCCUAGUCCCAUUCCGGUCCAGCGGACCAGGCAAUUGGUAACAUCACCAAGCCCAAUGAAUUCUUCUGAUGGCAAAGUUCUUCCCCUCAAUGUACAAGUGGUCACUCAGCACAUGCAGUCUGUGAAACAGGCACCAAAGACUCCUCAGAACGUUCCAGCCAGUCCUGGUGGGGAUCGUUCUGCCCGGAACCGCUACCCUCAGAUCUUACCUAAACCAGCCAACACCAGUGCACUCACCAUUCGCUCUCCAACUACUGUCCUCUUUACUAGCAGUCCCAUCAAAACCGCUGUUGUACCCACUUCACACAUGAGCUCUCUAAAUGUGGUGAAAAUGACAGCAAUAUCCCUCACACCCAGCAACAGUAGUGCCCCUCUUAAACAUUCUGCCUCAGUAAACAGUGCUACAGGAACAACAGAAGAAUCAAGGACCUUUCCACAGAUCAAGAAUGGUUCUGUUGUUUCACUUCAGUCUCCUGGAUCCAAAACCAGUGGUGCCGGGGGAGCAUCUGCUGUGGAAGUCAAAAUGGAACCGGAAAUCUCAUCAGAUGAGCAUCCCGUACAGUGCCAAGAGAACUCUGAUGGUACUAAAGCUCCUAAAACAACACCUAGUGCCCUUUUGGGACAGAAAAGUAAUACCGAUGGACUAGUGCAAAAACCUUCAAAUGAAGGGGUCACUGAAAUAAAAGCAACUAAGGUCUGCGACCAGAGGACCAAAUGUAAAAGUCGCUGUAAUGAAAUCCUACCAGGCACUUCGACAGGCAAUAAUCAAAGCACUAUCACUCUCUCAGUUGCCACUCAGAACUUACCAUUCACCAGCACCAGCUCACCAUCUAAUGGUGACUCAAUAAAUAAAGACCCUAAAUUAUGCACUAAAAGUCCAAGGAAGCGACUAUCUUCUGUAUUGCAAGAGUCCCAGGUGCCUCCUGUAAAGAAACCAAUUGUGGAACAGCUUUCUGCAGUUACUAUAGAAGGUCAGAAACCAGGCAGUGUUAAGAAGGACCAAAAGGUUCCACAUUCAGGGAAAACAGAAAGUUCAACAGCAGGUGCUCCAGUUCCUAGCAAGGUAUCAAUAAAUGUCAACUCAAAUAUAAUGGCAAAGCAACCCUUGAAUUCUUCUGCUCUUAUUACCAGUGAUUCAGCUUUGGAACAGCAAACACCAUCAUCAUCUCCAGACAUAAAAAUAAAACUUGAAGGAAGUGUGUUUCUCUUGGACAGUGAUUCAAAAACAGAUGGCAGCUUUAAUCCAAAUGAAUGGCAACAGAUCACUAAGGAUUCUGAGUUUGUGUCCGCCGCCUGUGAACAACAGCAAGAUAUCAGUGUUAUGACAAUUCCUGAGCACUCUGAUAUCAAUGACUUAGAGAAAUCUGUUUGGGAAUUAGAAGGAAUGCCGCAGGACACGUAUACCCAGCAGCUACAUAGCCAGAUACAAGAAUCUUCUUUGAAUCAAAUACAAGCACAGUCUUCAGAUCAGUUACCUCUACAGUCCGAACUGAAAGAGUUUGAGCCUUCUAUUUCCCAAACGAAUGAAAGCUAUUUCCCUUUUGAUGAUGAACUUACACAGGAUAGUAUUGUGGAAGAGCUGGUGCUUAUGGAGCAGCAGAUGUCGAUGAACAAUUCUCAUCCUUACGGUAACUGCUUGGGAAUGACCCUUCAGAAUCAGUCGGUAACUCCAGGAGCUCCAAUGUCAUCUCACACCUCCAGCACUCACUUCUAUCAUCCAAUCCAUAGCAACGGCACUCCAAUCCACACACCCACACCCACACCCACACCCACUCCAACGCCAACCCCAACGCCAACCCCAACAUCUGAAAUGAUUGCUGGGUCUCAGAGUCUGUCGCGGGAGAGCCCUUGCUCCAGGCUAGCCCAGACCACACCUGUGGAUAGUGCUUUAGGAAGUAGCCGACACACACCCAUUGGUACUCCGCACUCUAACUGCAGCAGCAGCGUCCCUCCCAGCCCUGUUGAAUGCAGGAAUCCAUUUGCAUUUACCCCUAUCAGCUCCAGUAUGGCAUACCACGACGCCAGCAUUGUCUCAAGUAGUCCUGUGAAACCGAUGCAGAGACCCAUGGCCACACACCCUGACAAAACCAAGCUUGAAUGGAUGAAUAAUGGGUAUAGUGGGGUUGGUAACUCAUCCGUUUCCGGACAUGGCAUUCUCCCAAGCUAUCAGGAACUCGUGGAAGACCGUUUCAGGAAACCUCAUGCUUUUGCUGUGCCUGGACAGUCUUAUCAGUCCCAGUCCAGACAUCAUGACACUCAUUUUGGUCGUUUGACUCCUGUCUCUCCUGUGCAGCAUCAAGGUGCCACCGUAAAUAACACCAACAAACAGGAGGGUUUUGCGGUCCCUGCCCCUCUUGAUAAUAAAGGCACUAAUUCGUCUGCCAGCAGCAACUUCAGAUGCCGGAGUGUGAGCCCUGCUGUUCAUCGCCAACGUAAUCUUAGUGGAAGCACUCUCUAUCCAGUAUCUAAUAUCCCCCGAUCUAAUGUGACCCCCUUUGGAAGUCCAGUAACCCCAGAAGUUCAUGUCUUCACAAAUGUUCACACAGACGCAUGUGCCAACAACAUAGCUCAAAGAAGUCAGUCAGUUCCAUUGACGGUCAUGAUGCAGACAGCCUUCCCAAAUGCUCUUCAGAAGCAAACAAACAGUAAAAAAAUAACCAAUGUUUUGUUGAGUAAACUGGAUUCUGACAAUGAUGAUGCAGUGAGAGGUUUGGGCAUGAACAACCUGCCUUCCAAUUACACAGCUCGGAUGAAUCUCACUCAGAUUUUGGAAACUUCCACUGUUUUUCCUAGUGCCAAUCCUCAGAAUAUGAUCGAUUCCAGCACUUCUGUAUAUGAAUUCCAAACACCAUCUUACCUCACCAAAAGUAAUAGCACCGAUCAGAUCAGUUUUUCUCCUGGAGAUAAUCAAGCACAAUCAGAAAUCGGAGAGCAACAAUUAGAUUUCAAUAGCACUGUUAAAGACCUGCUGAGUGGAGACGGCUUGCACACCAGCCAGCGGCUGGUAGGUCAGGUGGCGUCUGACCUCGCCAGCGCCGUGUCUGAUUUCUCUAGUGAGAUCAGGUUGUCUUCUGAGCUCUCAGGCAGCAUCAACGAUUUGAACACUUUAGACCCAAAUCUACUGUUUGAUCCAGGUCGUCAGCAGGGACAAGACGAUGAAGCUACACUGGAAGACUUAAAGAAUGACCCAUUAUUUCAACAAAUUUGCAGUGAAUCCAUGAGUUCUAUGACUUCAUCAGGUUUUGAAUGGAUAGAAAGCAAGGACCAUCCUACUGUUGAAAUGUUGGGUUAAAUUGUGUUUUAUAAUAUGUAGCACACUGUAUCUAAAGACAUAUGUAUUGUAUUUGUCUUAAUGGAAGUGCCUCCCGCAGCAGAAACACUUACUAUUAAUUGUGACAUUUUAAAAGAGUUUGCUGCAGAAGUGGUUUCUUCUUCAAUAGGAAAUGGUUAGACUCGCCUCAGUUCUUUAAAAGUUUCUGAAAAGACAGUAGGCUGUAGAACAAGUAUUAGAUUUUAAAUUGUAUAAUGUUCCCCAUUUUAAUCACAUUGUUUGCUAGUAAACAAUUGACUAACCAGCUUUUACAAGAGCAGGCUAGAACUUUAUUUUGUGUAAGUUCAUUUUAAUUCAUUGGUUGAUCUACACGAUUUAGAGGAAGCCAUUGAUUUUAGGCAUAGGCUUUUUUGUUGUUGGCAUUAUCUUUUAGGUAAGAAAUCAUAGGUAAGGUGAAUUGUAGACAAGAAGUUCUUGAAACAGGGAUAAUAUUCAGGUUAUUAUAAGUAUUUAGGCUUGAAGCAUAGAGCUACUGUAGAAUGAAAAAUCUCUGUAGGACUUUCUGGGACUUCAGUACCAUUUGCACCUGCAAUGAAGGGCUUAAAUAGGAAAAAAAUAAGGAAAAAUUAAAUACUAAUUUAAGGAAAGCAAAAGCUGCACUGUAAUUUUUAAAAGGAAAAACUAGUAGCCAUUUAUAUUUGUGACCUUGCAUUAAUCUUAUUUUAAAAUACUGAUUUUUAAUGUGGAGCCAGCAUACACGCAAGUAAAUAAUUCCAAACAUUGUAAUUUAAUAGAAUAAGAACAAACAUGUUAGAAAAAAUAUUUUGUUAUUUGGUUAUUGAGAUGGAAUUUAGAAGGACAGUUAAAGCUUUUUUUUUUUUAAAUAUCAUCACAA
Molecule: messenger RNA, 5612 nt
Organism: Pteronotus mesoamericanus
Lineage: Eukaryota; Metazoa; Chordata; Mammalia; Chiroptera; Mormoopidae
Gene: RFX7
Product: regulatory factor X7
Exons: 10
Coding region: 356-4738 (1460 amino acids)
Biological process (GO): regulation of transcription by RNA polymerase II
Molecular function (GO): RNA polymerase II cis-regulatory region sequence-specific DNA binding; DNA-binding transcription factor activity, RNA polymerase II-specific
Source: RefSeq, a predicted model, not a curated record